Molecule: messenger RNA, 1936 nt
Organism: Callorhinchus milii (elephant shark)
Lineage: Eukaryota; Metazoa; Chordata; Chondrichthyes; Chimaeriformes; Callorhinchidae
Gene: sptlc2a
Product: serine palmitoyltransferase, long chain base subunit 2a
Exons: 12
Coding region: 87-1796 (569 amino acids)
Biological process (GO): sphingosine biosynthetic process; ceramide biosynthetic process
Cellular component (GO): serine palmitoyltransferase complex
Molecular function (GO): serine C-palmitoyltransferase activity; pyridoxal phosphate binding
Source: RefSeq, a predicted model, not a curated record
GAGAGAAAGCGGACCGUGUAGGAGCGACUGAGGCGGCGGCGGCGGCGGUUGCGGUUGCGAGUCGGUGUUGCCCCCGAGACGCGGCCAUGGAGGGCAAACUGGCCCCGAGCGCGGACAUCUACAGCACCGUCAACGGCUUCAUGGAGAAGGCGCUUCCCGACGGCAAAGCGGCGGCGGCGGCGGCGUCCAGGAGGAACGGCUUCGUCAGACUCGGCUCGGGCUCGGCACAGAACGGCAAGAUCCAUCACGUUACACAGAAUGGAGAGCUCUACAAAAAAACAUUCAGUCAGUCGUUUGAGGAAACACCUAUGCUCGUCGCAGUGCUGACUUACAUGGGUUAUGGGAUUCUUACAGUCUUCGGCUACCUCAGAGACUUUCUCCGGGAAUGGAAGAUUAAACCGUGUCGCAUUGCCACUGAACGGGAAGAGCAAAAGGAAUUUGUACCGUUGUACCAAGAUUUUGAAAACUUCUACACAAGGAACCUGUACAUGAGAAUUCGAGACAGCUGGAACCGACCCAUUUGCAGUGCUCCAGGGGCAAAGUUUGAUGUGAUGGAGAGAGUCUCCCCGGACUACAACUGGACCUUCAAGAUUACUGGCAAAGUCAUCAAAGAUGUUAUUAACAUGGGUUCUUACAACUACCUGGGGUUUGCUGAGAGCUACGGCUUCUGUGCAGAUGCAGCCACUGAAACAACCAUCAAGUAUGGAAGUGGUGUUUGUAGCACAAGGCAAGAGAUGGGUAAUCUCGACAAACACGAAGAACUGGAAGAGCUGGUAGCUAGAUACCUGGGCGUUGAAUCAGCACUGACAUUUGGGAUGGGAUUUGCAACCAACUCUAUGAAUAUUCCAUCACUUGUUGGCAAGGGCUGUCUUCUCUUGAGUGACGAGUUGAACCAUGCCUCAUUAGUCCUUGGAGCCAGACUGUCAGGUGCAACCAUCAGAGUUUUCAAGCACAACAAUAUGCAAAGCUUGGAGAAGCUGCUGAAAGAUGCCAUUGUACAUGGGCAGCCUCGGACUCGCAGGCCUUGGAAAAAGAUUCUCAUCGUGGUAGAAGGGAUCUACAGUAUGGAAGGCUCCAUAGUUCGCUUGCCUGAAAUUGUAGCUUUGAAGAAGAAGUAUAAGGCUUAUCUGUAUCUGGACGAGGCCCACAGUAUUGGGGCUCUUGGACCCACAGGCCGAGGUGUGGUGGAAUAUUUUGACCUCAGUCCUAAGGAUGUGGAUGUCAUGAUGGGAACCUUCACCAAGAGUUUUGGAGGAGCUGGCGGGUACAUUGGUGGCAAAAAGGAGCUGGUAGACUAUCUGCGCUCGCAUUCCCACAGUGCAGUCUACGCCGCGUCCAUGUCGCCACCUGUUACGGAGCAAAUCAUUGCCUCCAUGAAGUGUAUCAUGGGCGAAGAUGGCACCACUUUGGGUCAAGGCCGUGUUCAGCAGCUUGCAGAGAACACAAGAUACUUCAGAAGAAGAUUGAAGGAAAUGGGAUUCAUUAUCUAUGGAAACGAUGAUUCACCUGUGGUGCCUUUGAUGCUGUAUAUGCCAGCCAAAAUUGGUGCUUUUGGGCGAGAGAUGCUGAAAAGAAACAUUGGCGUGGUUGUAGUGGGGUUUCCGGCCACUCCUAUUAUCGAAUCGCGAGCUCGGUUCUGUGUGUCUGCCGCUCACACCACAGACAUGCUGGAUAUAGCUUUAAAAGUAAUAGAUGAAGUUGGUGACUUGCUGCAGUUGAAAUACUCUCGGCACAAGUUGGUGCCCCUAAUAGACCGUUCCUUCGACGAAACUACUUAUGAAGAAAACGAGGAUUGAACUGGACUGUGCCAGGCACUGGGCAAAUGCUGCAAGUCUUGUCUUUGCUUCCACUUUACAGAACCACUCUGCUUCUUUAUUUUUAACCUUCAAACUUAUUUAUUUUUUACUGAACUAGAGGGUUUUGUAUAGCGCCACUC